Aspergillus ruber CBS 135680 is the source of this 2157-nucleotide messenger RNA. RefSeq names its product ZZ-type zinc finger protein. The transcript has 7 exons. The coding region runs from base 1 to 2157 and encodes 718 amino acids. The record is from RefSeq and is a predicted model, not a curated record. NCBI's taxonomy places the organism in Eukaryota, Fungi, Ascomycota, Eurotiomycetes, Eurotiales, Aspergillaceae. Gene Ontology annotation, molecular function: zinc ion binding.
AUGGAUGCUUCAGAGCAGAAGACGGGAACAGCGAGCGCUAUUUUGCAGUCCGGGUUUCCAUUCUGCCCAUUCCCUCAAUACCAACUGGAAGACCUCCCCACUGAGGGAGUAUUGGAAUGGGUGGAAGAGAAAUUGGAUGCAGGCCAACCAUUUGUCGUACGCGGGUUCGACAGACUUGAUACCUGGGAUGCUGCACUACUCACAAGAGAGAGCCUUUUGGAUCUUCUAUUCUUGGACUCAAUCCUUGUUAGAAACUGCCAAACCGGACGCGAUAUCCGCGUGUCGGCGCAGGAAUUGCUGCGUUCCGAAAGGCCUGGCCGCAAGGAUAGACGUAGAAUUCGAGAAUCGCUCUAUGCGAAAGAUCUACAAUGUCCCCCGCGUUGGGCUGAAUCGCUAGAUGCCCUCCUGCCAGAACCAUUUCGAUAUCUUGGAUCCCUCGACCUUUUCAGAGCUUUACCCAAACAUAUAGCCCCAGAGGUCUUUAUGGCAUAUGUGGGCACGCGGAAUUCAUUUUCCGGAUUCCACAGAUGUUUCAGCGGCACCGUUGCUUUGAACUUCUUACUCGAGGUUGAUGGUAUAGGCCCCGGUACAGUUUGCUACGGCACAGAUCGAGAUAGCCAAGAAAGAUACAAUGUAUUCACUGAAAAGCUAGGACGUUCUCCCCACACCGACUGGGUGAGCAUUUUGCCAGCGCAGAUGAAACUCGCAGAUUUUCCAAUCUAUGUCUAUGAUCAAAGACCAGGUGACCUGGUUAUUUUCCCCUCGGCUACUGCACACCAGGUGUGCAACCUGGCCCCGAGCGUUACCAAAGUUGUCUGGAACAUCCUUCAUCUUUCCUCACUCAUGGCAUUUUGGCAGGAUGUCCAGCCUGCGUAUCACCACCAAUGCCAUGCAGAUACUGGCCGAGUACCAUUAGUACCAUGUAAUAGCUUACACCGCGCCUUCGAAUCCAAUGAGCACCAUCGCACAAAGGAACUUACUACAUUGGUAGAUAUAUUCCAAAAGCUCAUUGAUGACCAGAUCAUUGAACGCGAAAUAGAUACUCCUAUGCGGUCAGUCGAUCCACAGGACGGUGUGAUUGAGUGCAAUUUUUGUGGCUCAACGAUCUGGAAUCGCCAUCUACAUUGCGACGAGUGCGGCGACUUUGACCUCUGCAUGACCUGUUUUGUAUCUGGUCGCAGCUGCAAACAUACGUCCGCAUACUCGUGGGCACAGAUCGUGCCAAUCCCAGAAUGCAAAAACCUUGUGAAGCACGUUUGGAACAUGCUUGAGCUCGCUCCUCAAUAUUCUUUGCCUGCCAAUUCUAAGUCACUCGGGACCUUGGCUUCUCAAGCGGUGCUCACUCGUCAAGAUUCUACGCCAUACCAGCGCAAACAUCGACCAGCCGGUCCUCGUGUCAAAGCAGUCGAUUCACGUGGCUCCGUCUAUGGAUUCAUGGAUAAUGUAUUCGACCACAAGAGAGGGAAAAGGCCGACCGCCACCAUCGAAGAUACUUCGACAUUAUCGCAGAACAGUCCACAAGGGCAGAAACGGCCGCGCACUGAGAGCAGCGACGUGUUCCUCGAUGUUUGGAAACAAGAUCGGUUUAGAAGACCCAGAUCAAGGCUAUUGACCAAUAGAACGAGUGCCUCACCACUUGAGCUUCCUCCUAUUUCCGAGCUGCCCGGAAUGGGGUCUACCAAUUCUCGGGUCGAGGCGCCUGUCCGCAUCAGCGAUUUGCUCGUCCAGCAGGGGAGCCUGCCCACAGACGAAGGUGCUGACCGUCGAGCAUUCACUUCUCCAAGCUCUUCAGCACAUAACGCUUUCCCAAGGUACGAAGUUAUGCCCCGUGGUUUCACCGUAACUCCGCCCAGGCCCGAAGAGGCUCGUCCCCACGCCGUAGCGGGCCCCCAAACUAGUGCGGCGCCUGGACUGGGGGACAUACCUUCCCUUGAGAAACGCCUAGAGGCCCUCCGCACCUAUGCAAACGACCUUUUGGAACUGUCAUUGACAGACUCCCACGCCCAAGUUCUCGACCGGAUCCAACAGCUGCAGGGGCAAGUUGAAGCGGCCAAGAGAAGGAAAGCGGAGGCUCUAUUGAGUGGUUUACGGACGGAUUUUCCCGAUUUGGCUGACGUGGCCAUGGAAGAAGCACGGCGGCGGGGGGUCUUGCAGUAA